AUGUUUCAAACCGUCAGCACACGCGAUUUCGCCAGCAAGCGGCGAUCGGUUAAGCUAACGGCUGCCGGCAGCUCUGACGACCACGGCGACAGUCGCCGUUCAGUGCGGCCUUUGCGAGCGUCCACCGCUCGCGGCGGCUCUUCCGGAGAAGGACGGCGAGGAGGUAAAGGAGGAAAAGCAUCCGCAACCGACGCGGCGGCUGCGGGGAACUCGAGCCGAAGCCGGCGCAAAUGGGCGCAGUCGAGCGGCAACCGCGCAGCGUCAUCGACGGCGGAAGAUGCGGUGCAGGCGGAACUCGCGGCGACGCCGGGACUGCUGGAGCCGAUGCGCAUCGAGCUGAUACCCGAGGAGGGGAAGGUGGACAGCUACCGCAUAGCGGCGGGCAUGAAGUCGCGGCACCCCCCAGGCGUGAUCUACGGGCUCCUGCGCGACUUCAAGCGCGGCCCCGCCAUAUUCCGCCACAUGGACAAGUGCUCCUCCGUGCCGCAGCCUGACGGGAGCCUGCUGGUCGUGCAGAACGUGAAAUGGCGCUUCCAGCUGUUCUCGGGGAAGUUCGACCUCGCGCUCUACUGCUAUUGUGACGACGCAACACGCACAAUCACUUACAGACUGGCUACUCCUGGGUUCAUGAAAGAUUUUGUCGGCACAUCAACCAUCCGCAGCCUUCCCCUCCCUCACACCCCACCAUCCUCCUCCUCCUCCUCCUCCUCCUCCUCCUCCCUGCCUCUCACCAUUCCCGGCACACGCGCUAUCACCCACUCCCAGCCUCUGCAACAACCUGAGCUACAGCCCCAGGCACCACAGUUAAAACCUGCGCACCCUGCGCUACAGAUGAAGCCUCUACGGCCGCUACAGCCGCAGCCGACGCUACAGCCGCGCCUCCCGCUACAGCAGCGGCUGCUACAGCUGCAGCAGGCGAUUCCCCUCGGCCGCUUCCCCGCUCAGCUGCUGGCGUUCGGUCGAGUGGCUGUGGGCGAGCCUCGGAUCGAAGGCGAGGGGCUAGGAGGGGGGAUUCUGGGUGGAUGGCUGAAGAUGGGUGAUGGAUCUGCUUCUGUUGUGCCUGUGGCAGCAGCAGCAGCAGGGGCAGUAGGAGCAGCAGGAGCAGUAGGAGCACAAGCAGCAGCAGGAUCAGGAGCUAAGAUAGGGGGGGCCGUUCAGUGGAAGGGUGGCGCAUCAGAGCUGGUGAAAUAUGAACCGUCGGAUUGUGGGUCGGAGAUCGAGAUCGUCCAGAGGGUCGAACCAUCCAACUUGCCGCUUGGUCCUUUGACCCAGUACAUAUUGGGAUACAUCAUAACGGCCCAAAUGCGAGUCGCUUCCCCUUCCGCCUCCGCCUCCUCCGCCCACCAGCGGAGACCUUCCGCUCCCCCCUCCCCCGCCGUUCCCCCCUCCCCCGUCCGGCUCCCACCAGCCGACACCUCCUCCCCCGCCCCCGCCCACGUCCGAUCCCCCGUUGCCCCCUCCCCCGCCCUUCCCUCCCGCGCAUUCCGCACUUCCGCCUCCCCCGCCUCCCCCAUCCGCCCGUGGCACGGGCACUCUCGCCCUUCCACCCCCUUCCGCCCCGCAACCUCCAUCCGCGGAGAAGGGGCGACAUGCGGGAGGGGAUGGGCGGAGAGACAAGCGCGGGGCUGGCGGAGAUGCGGGAGACGGAGGGCGGAGAGACAGGCACCAGCAUAG
Closterium sp. Yama58-4 is the source of this 1674-nucleotide messenger RNA. The record is from the annotation of a GenBank genome assembly. Lineage: Eukaryota; Viridiplantae; Streptophyta; Zygnematophyceae; Desmidiales; Closteriaceae.